AUGGAGCUGUACCGCCCCGGAUGCGCUGUGUUUCCCUACCUACCUUGUCACAAUCUUGAGGCACUACAAAUCGAAACCUCAGGAUUGUGGGAUUGUCAUUUCGACCUGAAAGCACUGUUACCAUGCCUAAAACACCCCAAGUUGGAGAACCUGGUCAUAGACGGCUACAUGAAUCUUUAUGACAGUAGCUGGACCAGGAAGUUCGCCGAGGGGGGUGUCGAUCAUUUAGUACCAAAUCUGAAGAGGUUUCACUUGGAAAACCUUUCAAUUGACAUUGGGGAUCUCAAGGAAUUCCUAGAGCGGUUCAACAACUUGAAAACUUUUGUGUACAAUGGAGAUGACGUUUUGAAUGCAGAUUUUCCUUCCUACCGGGACGACGACAUUACCGACAAUGACCAUGAAGACCAUUACCAAGAUCGACAGCCUUGCUUUCCACUACAACCACUUCAAGCAUCUGUGCAAAAUUUGUGGCUCGGUAUGGAUUAUGAGGCCGAGCAGAUGUGGGACCCAGCCGGGCUUGUUCAUCACUCAUUACUGGACUUCCGAUCUCUCAAGAGAUUGAUCAUCUGUUCCUCUAUGCUCUUCGGGACAUGCUUCGAGACCACCGGCGACAAAGAACGAUCGGGAGCUGGACCGAAGUCCCUGGAGACCUUCCUGCCAGCAAGUAUCGAAGAAUUGUUGCUGUUUGAACUCGACGAUGAUAGUUUCAGAGCACGAGUUCCAGUUCAUGGCUACAUCAAAGGAAGUGUGGGAGGUAGCCAGAAUUUACCUCGUUUGAGGAAGAUCUCCAUCAUUGGGGGGGAGCGAACGAGUACCUACGAGCAUCGCAAACUCCAUUCUGGGAAGCUCGUUGAAUGUCCUCACAUCGGUGAAGGCCGCGAUGGUUGGCCGCGACAUUAUCUGUGCCGCCAAUUCAGUCCAGUGGAAAAUCGCUUUGUCGGGUACACACAGACAACCCAUAAGAGUGAUCAGUGCACCAGCGGAACUGACACUACCAAUGAACAGAAUGUGUGGACUGUGUGCUUCAGUGAAUUUAUUCCGAGAGAUACGCCAGCAACUUUUGGUUUGGACGGCUUGAAUAAAUUUCGGAAGGCUGCCAAUGGAAGUCGGGUAUCUAGUUGA
Messenger RNA from Exophiala bonariae, 1122 nucleotides. RefSeq lists its product as uncharacterized. NCBI's taxonomy places the organism in Eukaryota, Fungi, Ascomycota, Eurotiomycetes, Chaetothyriales, Herpotrichiellaceae. Bases 1 to 1122 code for a protein of 373 amino acids. The record is from RefSeq and is a predicted model, not a curated record. The transcript is spliced from 2 exons.